Guillardia theta CCMP2712 is the source of this 1301-nucleotide messenger RNA. RefSeq lists its product as hypothetical. Gene Ontology annotation, molecular function: magnesium ion binding; phosphopyruvate hydratase activity. The annotation marks the transcript as partial. The transcript has 4 exons. Lineage: Eukaryota; Cryptophyceae; Pyrenomonadales; Geminigeraceae. Gene Ontology annotation, biological process: glycolytic process. Gene Ontology annotation, cellular component: phosphopyruvate hydratase complex. The record is from RefSeq and is a predicted model, not a curated record.
AGAUGCCUAUCCAAGCUCUCUCGGCACGUGAAAUCAUCGAUUCCCGUGGUAACCCCACCGUCGAAGUGGACCUCACCACCGACAUUGGAACCUUCCGUGGAGCCGUUCCAUCUGGUGCUUCCACCGGUAUCUAUGAGGCUUGUGAGCUUCGUGAUGGCGAUAAGGCUCGCUUCAUGGGCAAGGGAGUUCUCAAGGCUGUUGAGAAUGUUACCAAUGUCAUCGCUCCCGCCAUCAUCGGCAUGAACCCUGUGGAGCAGGAGGCCAUCGACAACAAGAUGAUCGAGCUUGAUGGCAAGCCCAACAAGGACAAGCUCGGCGCCAAUGCCAUCUUGGCUGUUUCCUUGGCUGUUUGCAAGGCUGGUGCUGCUCAGAAGGGAGUUCCCCUCUACCGCCACGUUGCUGAUUUGGCUGGAACUGGCAAGCUGGUGCUUCCCGUGCCUUGGAUGAACGUCAUCAACGGAGGCUCCCAUGCUGGCAACCGCCUUGCUAUGCAGGAGUUCAUGAUUGGACCUGUUGGUGCUACCUCCUUCAAGCAGGCCCUUCAGAUGGGCUGCGAGGUCUACCACAACCUCAAGGCUGUCAUCAAGAAGAAGUACGGCCAGGAUGCCUGCAACGUUGGAGAUGAGGGUGGUUUUGCCCCCAACAUCCAGGAGAACGACGAAGGCCUCAAGCUCCUCGUCGAGGCCAUCGAGAAGGCUGGAUACACCGGCAAGAUCAAGAUCGGCAUGGAUGUGGCUGCCUCUGAGUUCUGCAAGGAGGGCAAGUACGAUUUGGACUUCAAGAACGAGGAAUCCAAGCCGGACACCUACUUGAGCGGUGAGCAGCUCAAGGACCUCUACAAGUCCUUCGUGCAGAACUACCCCGUGGUCACCAUCGAGGACCCCUACGAUCAGGACGACUGGGAUUCCUACACCAAGUUCACCUCCGAGAUGGACAUUCAGGUCGUCGGAGACGAUCUUUUGGUAACCAACCCUGCCCGCAUCACCACUGCCCUCGAGAAGAAGGCUUGCAACGCUCUCUUGCUCAAGGUCAACCAGAUCGGAUCCGUGACUGAGUCCAUCAAGGCUGCCAAGAUGUCCAUGGACAAUAACUGGGGCGUUAUGGUUUCUCACAGAUCUGGUGAGACCGAGGAUUGCUUCAUCGCUGACCUCGUCGUCGGCCUCGGAACUGGUCAGAUCAAGACUGGAGCUCCUUGCAGGUCCGAGAGAACUGCCAAGUACAACCAGCUCCUCCGUAUCGAGGAAGAGCUCGGCAAGGAUGCUGUUUAUGCUGGAGAGAACUUCCGCACUCCUCAAAAGUGA